AUGGUAUGGGAGUAUUAUAACGGCAAGAUCCUGUUCGUCACUGGCGGGACUGGAGUCAUCGGCACUGCACUCCUAUACCGCCUCUUGACUCAAUCCACGCCAAAGCAGGUGUAUGUGCUUAGCCGUGGCGGUUAUUCUAAGGCAAAGGCAAAAUGGUCCACUAUGCUACCAGCUCAUAUUGCGAAAGUUCUAUAUGAAAGCAAAUGCAUGACUAUCAUGGAUGGCGAACUAGGCGACACUGCGACAAUGGAUUUAUCUGAUGACGAAUUGCAAAUGUUGAAAAGAACUGUGCACGUUAUCAUCCAUGCCGGGGCAACAAUGGAGUUCACGAACUCACUCCGCGAGCUCUCAUACAAGAUCAUCGCGCCCACGGUAUGCUUGACUCAAUACGCUCUGAAAUUUGCCAACCUGGAACGGUUCGUGUUUCUUUCAACAGCCUAUGUGAACGCCCAUCUGUGGAAUACCAGUAAGUCCACAGACGUCCGUGUCGAAGAAAGGGUAUAUCCCCUCGGAGACGAAACCGAAAAAGCCCCCUACGCCACAGCGCCAGAGACAUGGAAACACGUCCAGAAGGCAGGCACAUCAAACGAGUACGACGCGCAUGAUUUCCCAUGGCCAUACGCCUACGCCAAGCAUCUCGCUGAGCGCCUAGUCCUCGAAAAGGCAGCUCAGAAAAACGCCCUGGACAAGGUUCUCAUAAUUCGCCCUUCAGUCGUCGGACCAGCCGAUCAACUCCCCUACCCAGGCUUCACGGCCUCGCACACAGCCCCGUCUACUGCCUGCGCAGCCGCGUACGCAUUACACCCAGGUCGGAAAAUCAUUCUUUCAACGCGCUGCGAGGACCCAGAUCGAGACGUUACCAUCGACGAAGUCCCCGUGGACGUUGUUGUGGAUCGGCUCCUCGUGCAUGUGGCUCUAGGCUCGAGCGGGUGCGUCCACGCCGUCAGCGGGGAGAAAGGCAGACUGCGGAUUGGGGAUUGGUGGCAUGCGUUCAAGAGUGAACGUCGGCUUCCCUGGAAGGUGAAGCCUGUUUGGACAUCUGAGGACUGGCACUCUGCGAAUCUGCAUCAUAUGGCGCGGGAUUUCAAGAUUAUUGGGACCUCAUUUGCGUUUUCUGAUGAGAAGACUGAUGCGCUCGGGAAAGUGAUUAGUGCGGAGGAUAUGGAGAAACUUAUUCUUUAUGCGGAUCGGUCGAAGCCGUAUCAUCAUUCUAUGGUUCAUCGGCGACAUCAUAUUCAUGGUGCGGCGAGGGCGCAGGCGAAGAAAAGCGGAUGGCCGGUGUGUUCGGUUCGGUUGCUGUGUCGGAAGGGGACUCCUCCUGUAUUAAUGAACAAGCUGAACGAGAAGGUUGCCGGUUGA
This is a messenger RNA of Penicillium verhagenii, 1359 nucleotides long. RefSeq lists its product as uncharacterized. Gene Ontology annotation, molecular function: alcohol-forming very long-chain fatty acyl-CoA reductase (NADP+) activity. The coding region runs from base 1 to 1359 and encodes 452 amino acids. Lineage: Eukaryota; Fungi; Ascomycota; Eurotiomycetes; Eurotiales; Aspergillaceae. Gene Ontology annotation, cellular component: peroxisome. Gene Ontology annotation, biological process: long-chain fatty-acyl-CoA metabolic process. The transcript is spliced from 2 exons. The record is from RefSeq and is a predicted model, not a curated record.